UAGCGGGCUAGCGUAGUUGAUUAAAUUGUAAUUACAGCGGCACAUAGCCGAAGGCCGCUACAGACGCACGAAGGUGCUACUACAGCGGCGGGUGCCGGCGGCAAUAAAUCUGACGAUUGUGUAGCAGCGGAGUGGUCAGACCCGUCGGAACACUCGCGAUGUCGCAGCUGCGAUAAGAUACCGAGCGGCGAGGAGGAAGACGAAGAAGGCGUGCGACGCCGCGGAAAGGUCGUCACGCGAAGUUGCGGCGAAGAAGAGCGGUCGCCGCUUCACCGCUAAGCGUCUUGCCCUACCCCACAGAAAGUUUAUUCGCGUAGUUCGAGCCUUUCCUAAGCACCCCCGUGCCAUCAUGAGCGCGUACACCAAGUACCAGACUCCGCUGUCCUCGCGCUAUGCCAGCCCGGAGAUGUCUUUCGUGUGGAGCGACCAGAAGAAGUUCUCGACUUGGAGGAAGUUGUGGAUCUACCUGGCUACCGCCGAAAAGUCCCUGGGUCUCCCCAUCACGGACGAGCAGAUCAAGGAGAUGCAGGACCACGUAGACAAGAUCGACUUUGCGGCAGCGGCCGACGAGGAGCGCCUGACGCGCCACGACGUGAUGGCCCACGUGCACAUCUUUGCCAAGCAGUGUCCCAAGGCGGCACCCAUCAUCCACCUGGGGGCCACCUCCUGCUACGUCGGUGACAACACGGAUUUGAUCCUGCUCAAGGAGGCCUUUGGAAUCCUCAUGCCCAAGCUUGCUCGUUGCAUCCAGCGGUUGUCGAAGUUUGCGACCGAGUACGCCAUGCUUCCAACGCUCGGGUUCACGCACUUCCAGCCUGCGCAGCUGACGACAGUGGGCAAGCGGGCGUGUCUGUGGGUGCAGGACCUGCUGAUGGACCUGCGCAACCUGAAGCGGGCGCAGUCGGACCUUCGGUUCCGCGGCGUCAAGGGCACCACGGGCACCCAGGCGAGCUUCCUGCAGCUCUUUGAGGGCGACCACGCCAAGGUGCAGGAACUCGACCGGCUCGUCACCAAGAUGGCCGGAUUUGAGAAGGCGUACAUAAUCUGCGGCCAGACAUACACUCGCAAGGUCGACAUCGACUGCCUCGCAGCACUCGCCAGCCUCGGUGCCUCGGUUCACAAGAUCUGCACCGACCUUCGGCUGCUGGCGCACAUGAAGGAAGUGGAGGAGCCCUUCGAGAAGACCCAGAUCGGCUCGUCCGCGAUGCCGUACAAGCGCAACCCCAUGCGGAGCGAGCGGUGUUGCGCCCUGUCACGCCACCUGAUGGCACUGGUGUCCGACCCGCUUGCCACGCAGGCCACCCAGUGGAUGGAGCGCACCCUCGAUGACAGCGCCAACCGGCGCAUCAGCCUGGGUGAGGCCUUCCUCACGGCGGACGUGGUGCUGAACACCCUGCAGAACAUCUGCGAGGGCCUGGUUGUCUACCCCGAGGUAAUCAAGGCCCACAUCCGGCAAGAGCUGCCCUUCAUGGCCACCGAGAACGUCAUCAUGGCCAUGGUCAAGGCCGGCGGCAACCGACAGGACUGUCAUGAGCGCAUUCGUGUCCUGUCGCACGAGGCGGCCGCCCAGGUCAAGGAGAAGGGCCUGGCCAACGACCUCGUGGCACGCAUUCGGGACGACCCGUACUUUGCCCCGAUCCACCAGCAGCUCGAUUCACUGCUGCACCCUUCGUCGUUCAUCGGCAGGGCACCCGAACAGGUGAAGGAGUUUGUCGAGAAAGAGGUGUUUCCUGCCCUGGAGCCGUACAAGGCGCAGAUGAACGUCGAAGCCAACGUCCAACUGUGAUGACGCAGUCGUCAAGGCUGUCGACACCGAGGCUACAUUAGCCGCGAGGCAGAAAUUCGCUGUUCAGUCUACGAACGAAAAAAAAAGCUAUUUUUCCACGUCCAGAAAUAAAUAUACUACUGCAUUUGUUAA
Messenger RNA from Rhipicephalus sanguineus (brown dog tick), 1918 nucleotides. It is a transcript of the gene Adsl, whose product is annotated as adenylosuccinate lyase. The transcript has 10 exons. The record is from RefSeq and is a predicted model, not a curated record. The coding region runs from base 350 to 1786 and encodes 478 amino acids. Gene Ontology annotation, molecular function: (S)-2-(5-amino-1-(5-phospho-D-ribosyl)imidazole-4-carboxamido) succinate lyase (fumarate-forming) activity; N6-(1,2-dicarboxyethyl)AMP AMP-lyase (fumarate-forming) activity. Gene Ontology annotation, biological process: 'de novo' AMP biosynthetic process. Gene Ontology annotation, cellular component: cytosol. Lineage: Eukaryota; Metazoa; Arthropoda; Arachnida; Ixodida; Ixodidae.